Molecule: messenger RNA, 630 nt
Organism: Salvia splendens (bonfire salvia)
Lineage: Eukaryota; Viridiplantae; Streptophyta; Magnoliopsida; Lamiales; Lamiaceae
Product: pentatricopeptide repeat-containing protein At1g06270
Exons: 3
Coding region: 1-630 (209 amino acids)
Molecular function (GO): protein binding
Source: RefSeq, a predicted model, not a curated record
AUGGAAAAGUUGGGGGAAGAGAGGGCGGUGCGCAUGUUAGCAGGGGCGGCAGCGGGGGGAAAGUGCAAGUUCCAAAUUGAAACACGGUCUUCUCGGUGUCAUCCACCUCUGCCUCAGAAUCGAUUUCGCGGCACCCUCAUUUCUCCUCGGACAUUCCGACUUCUGACUCCCAGUGUUCUGCCGCCGCUGCUCACCGUCAAGUCGUCGUCUCGCCUCCUCUCCCUUGACCCCCCCAUCGACCACCUCGCCGUCGUCCAGGCACCCUCCGCUACGGCUGCCUCCCCCGCCGCAGUUCCACCUCCUCUUCUCAAAUCGUGGCUGCGGCAACACCGGAAGGCGUCGUCGUCACUAAUUUUGCCGGAGAUGAAAUCGAUCGGAUACACCCCCGAUUGCGGCACCUGCAAUUACCUAUUUCUGACUCUUUCAAAAAUCGAUCAAUUUGGGGAAGCGGUGGAGGUGUUGAAAGGGAUGGGGAGGGCGGGAUGCGUCCCCAAUUGCGACAGCUACGGGGGAUUGAUUGCUGAGUUGAGCGAGGCGAGGAAGGUGGACGCCGUGGCGGAGGUGUGUAAGGGUUGUUCGAUCACCAUCGAUAGUGACAAUUCUGUGGCAGUCUCCAUGAUCACGGGAUAA